Mya arenaria is the source of this 1943-nucleotide messenger RNA. RefSeq lists its product as uncharacterized. Bases 391 to 1416 code for a protein of 341 amino acids. The record is from RefSeq and is a predicted model, not a curated record. NCBI's taxonomy places the organism in Eukaryota, Metazoa, Mollusca, Bivalvia, Myida, Myidae. The transcript is spliced from 6 exons.
AAGUGACUGUAUCAUUCAUCUCAAUAUAUUAUGUAAAAUAAUCUGUAAAGGUGGAAACAAAGAUUUUAAUUUGAGUUGAGUUGAUUAAGACGUGCUUCGCAUCCAGAUCUGUUUAUUCUUGUUACGUCACGAGUUCACACGCAAUAAAAUGUAUGUAAAGUUUUCAUAAGUGGGUCUUAUGUCAACUGUGAUCAAUUGAUAGCCAGAAGACCGUACAUUGUUAAAUAUAUACAUCUUGUUUCUCCGGACAUAAUUAAUGACCUCGGAUGACAAUUAAUUGCUUUUAACGACAUGUUCAAAAUAACAUAAAAUCGAAUCUUGGACAUUUCGAUCGAGCGGGACGUUUGUGUUAAAUAUAUUCUGUUUGGUCGUCGAAGUGGUUCUGAAAAUAUGGAAUACAAAAUAGUGAAAGUUAUCAUUUUGCUUGGAUUUUUUAGUUGUACAUUCAAUGAGGUGCGGGGUCAGUACUGUCCGGAUGCCAGGCGGAUCACAGGGUUUAGCUGCGGUGGAACGGACAUGACGUCAGCGGAGUGUCCCCGGGGAUCGACCUGCAACCAGGACCCCCGGACCCGGGAGAGCUUCUGCUGCUGGGCUGAUUCCUCGCCCACCUCGUCCCCGUGCGAAGACCCUCUUGUUGAGAGGGGAGUGUUCACCACGUGCACGAUCGGUCAAGACAGAACGUGCCCGGGUAACUGUCACACUUGCGAGCGCCUGGGCGGGGCGACCGGCAUGGAUCUUGGGCUUUGCUGCCCACAAACACAGAGGGCCGGAUGUGAGAGAAGCAGUCCAGCAGUACUAGAAUUUGAGAGGGCGCGUCAGCAAAUCUUACAACGCAGAGUAGGAACUUCCGGCUCCAGUACCGGAAGUGGUGACUUCGGAGCGUCUUCCAGCUCCGGUGGUGGUGACUUUGGUCGCAGUCCGACGGUUGACAGGUUCGGCGGCGGCAGCCCCGACCCGCAGUCUACAAGCGCGAGAGGGUUCGAUGCCCGACAAGGACCAGCUACAAGGGACCAAGGUCCGGAACCUGCAAGGUCAGGGGCUGGCUUCCGCGAACGUGCACCCGCUGAUACGAGGUUCCGCGACACGCCUUCGCCAGGCAGUCCAUGUGGAGGCUUUACCAGGCCCACAAGCUACUGCGUCAUGGUGCCCUUUCCUAGAUGUCCCAUGGGACAAAGGUGCGUUGGUAUCGGUUUUAGGCGUGGCGUGUGUUGCCCGAUGAUGCCGUUUUCCCCGCCCUUCUCCCCAAUGGGCGGGUUUGGAAUGGGGCCAGGUCCCCGCCCCAUGGGAAGAGAUUCCUGUGCACGUGACGUGAAAUGUGUGAGAGAAGGCCAGCAUGAAUGUUACAUUGAUGAGAACUGUCCCACCCCGAUGAAGUGUUGUGACAUCGGCGAGGGAUGUCGUCGUCAGUGUGUAUGACGUCAUCAUGUGUGAACAACGUCAUAUUUUUUCGAAGCACAAUCUUAAACUCAACCAAAGUAUUUCUUCUGAAAUUUCUUUCUUUUGACAAUAACUAUUGUUAUUUCUUAUCAAAAUCCGCAUAACGUGACUGGUUUGUUAUUUGUUAAAUAUUUGCAGGGAAUAAUUGAAUCAUUAAUUUUGUUUCAGUUAAUGUAUCGUUGCUAGUAUUUAAAUAUGUUAUUGAGAUAAAUCAGUCUCUUCUUUUGAAGAAAGCUUACACUUCGUUUUAUCUUCAUUCGUAAAUACUCUUGCGCAUAGUAUGUAAAUAUUUGUCAACAUUUUGGUACUAAUAAAAUUCCAUAUUUUUUCAAUCAAAGGUUUUUUCAAGUAUAAAUAUAAAUAUUUAUGACUAUUAUUUCAACAAACUAUGCUUAUUUCUUAUCAAUGUCAUAGCGAAUGCAAGAUCCAUAUUGAUCAGUAUAAAUGUGACAAUCACUUGGCCGUUGGUUAUGUAAAAUUACUGUAAUAAAAUUGAAUAUACUUGU